This is a messenger RNA of Panicum hallii, 522 nucleotides long. Its product is annotated as putative RING-H2 finger protein ATL69. The record is from RefSeq and is a predicted model, not a curated record. Lineage: Eukaryota; Viridiplantae; Streptophyta; Magnoliopsida; Poales; Poaceae. Gene Ontology annotation, biological process: protein ubiquitination. Bases 1 to 522 code for a protein of 173 amino acids. Gene Ontology annotation, molecular function: transferase activity. The transcript has a single exon.
AUGAGCGCGUAUCUACGCGCCUCGGCCAUCGCCACCGCACCCGCGCUUGCUCCCGCCGCCGCCGCAGCGGGCGGCGUGGGCCUCGGCUACGGCAUCGCCAUCGCGGUCGGCGUCCUCAUCCUCGUCUCCACCGUCAUGCUCAUCUCCUACCUCUGCGUCCUCACCAAGACCGACGCCGCGCACGCCGCCACGCUUCUCGCUGCCCCCGCGGCCCCGUCCCCCGCCGCCGCAGCCGCCGUGCCGGGCCUCGACGUCGCCGCCAUCGACGCGAUGUACCCCAAGUACCCGCACGUCGCCGGCACCGGUGAUGACGGCGACGGCGGCGGCGGCUCGUGCGCCAUCUGCCUCGGCGACUUCGCGCGCGGCGACGCGCUGCGGCGCGGUCCCGGGUGCGGGCACCGCUUCCACGCGUGCUGCGCCGAGCGGUGGCUCCGGGUGAGCGCCACCUGCCCCGUGUGCCGCGACUCGCCCGUCGCCACGCCGCUCGCGGAGGCCGUGCCACUCGCCGCGCAUGCGCGGUGA